Messenger RNA from Planococcus citri (citrus mealybug), 4934 nucleotides. RefSeq names its product C2 domain-containing protein 5. Gene Ontology annotation, molecular function: calcium ion binding; calcium-dependent phospholipid binding. The record is from RefSeq and is a predicted model, not a curated record. Gene Ontology annotation, biological process: positive regulation of D-glucose transmembrane transport; positive regulation of vesicle fusion; intracellular protein transmembrane transport. Gene Ontology annotation, cellular component: plasma membrane. The transcript is spliced from 20 exons. Lineage: Eukaryota; Metazoa; Arthropoda; Insecta; Hemiptera; Pseudococcidae. Bases 227 to 4798 code for a protein of 1523 amino acids.
GUUGACCAAACACAACAUUGACUGACAAGGAGGAUUUCACUUUUCGAUUCUGCGCUGUCGUAAAUUCUAUUUUAGCGUUAUCGUCUAAUGUUAUUGUCACUAAUCGCGAACGUGAAGCAAGAUGAUAUAUUUGGCAAUAAUUUUAGAACACUUUUUCAAGUUACGUUUAUUACUGCUGUAAUUAUUCUGAAUUUCGUAGAGAAGAAGCACGUGUCAAAAACCGAGUAUGCCGGGUAUCGUUAAAGUUAAAGUCCUAGAAGGACGAAAUCUGCCCGUCAUGGAUAAAUCCGCAGACACGACCGACGCUUACGUUGAAAUCAAAUUGGGUAACAACACGUAUAAAACAGAUGUAUGUCGUAAGUCAUUGAACCCUCAAUGGAAUUCAGAGUGGUAUAAAUUUGAAAUGGAUGAUGCCGAAUUACAAGACGAACCGUUACAAGUACGAUUGAUGGACCAUGACACUUAUUCGGCCAACGACAUGAUUGGAAAAGUAUAUUUUAAUUUGAAUCCACUGCUGUUGAACACUUGUACCGAAGCACGUGACAAUUUGCUCAGAUCUAGUCAUUUCUCAUCACCUGGAUCAGGAUGUAUCUCUGGAUGGUUUCCUGUCUACGACACCAUUCACGGACUCAGAGGCGAGAUCAAUCUAAUCAUUAAAUUAGAAUUAUUUUCCGAUUUCAAUAAAUUUCGUCAAUCGUCUUGCGGAAUUCACGUAUUCAGUUGUAGCAUGAUUCCUUACGGAUACCAUACAGAAAAUAUAUACGGUUUUGUCGAAGAACUCGUAGUCGAAGAUGAUCCGGAAUACCAAUGGAUUGAAAAAAUACGAACUCCUCGAGCUUCGAACGAAGCCAGACAAGCCAUGUUUUACAAGAUGUCCGGCGAAGUGCAGAGAAAAAUUGGACUAAAAGUUAUAGAACUGGGUGGAAACGCUGUUAUCGGUUACCGUCAGUUUUUCGAUCUGGAGGGCGAAACUGGAGGAGUUGUUGUCAGAGGGAUUGGCACUGCUGUUAAAUUAUGUAGAUCGAAACAGCCUGAAAAUCAAACUGGAAUGAGCACUCAAACCGAUUUAAAAUUUAAAAUCCCCAGUUUAACCAUCACCAGCGCUUUUCCUAAUAAUUUAUCACAACAAAGUGACAACUGCAGCCUUAUUUCGCUCACCGAGUCUUUGAGACUGAACAACUUCAUCAUGAGCGAUAUCGCUCCCGAAGACACAUGGUCGUUAUGUAGCUUCGCCAGUCAAACUAGUUGUAAUAGUCGAUACACCUCCAUCGAAACAUUACUCGAUCAAAAAAAUCGAAACCCAAUUGUCAAAAGUGGUUCUAAAUUACUCAGCGUCGCAAAGUAUUUCACCACUUCUAAAAUGAGAAGAAAAUUUUCGCGAAAAAAUAAACAAAAGUCGUUACAAGCGUUACGUAAGUUUAGCGUCAUCGAAGAAUACAAACAGAAAAGUGAUAGUGGAAAUUUAGAAUUCGAAAUAGAUGAAAUGAUUCGAGCUUCUUCUAAAUUAAACGAAUCGGUUUCACGAUGUGAUUCGUACGUAGCUCAAAACAGAGUGCAGAGUUUAGAGAGAGUUCCUUCGGUCGAAGAAUACAUUUCGUGUCAAAUUUACGAUAACACUGCCGCCGUCAAGACUCAGUAUUUUAAUGUUAGCGAUCCGGAGGUUAAUUCUAAAUUACCCGAAGAUAAUACUAAUCAGGAAGAGGAAUUGGUUUUUCAGUUUGAGUCGAAUUCGGUUCAACAGAGCGAGGAAAUGGAGAUAAAUAGGGACGAUUCGGAAACGAGAAUUAUUCGUAAUCUCGACGAGUGUAUAAUUAGCUACGAUGACCCAGAGAGAGAAACUUCUUCGGUUAAAAGUUUAGAAAUGGCGUUUCAAAAUAGCUACAGCUGUAUGGAAAAACAUUCUUCCGAGCAGAACGAAAUAUCUCCUGUUAGAAUGAACGAAGACCCAGCGAUGAGAGAAACAUCUUCGGUCAAAAGUUUAGAGCUAGCAUUUCAAAAUAGCUACAGCUACGAAAAACACUCUUCCGAUCAAUACGAAAUAUCACCUGUUAGAACUCACGAAAGAGAAACAAUAUCGUACGAAGACUUACGUCGACGUAGAACGCCCCCUUUAUCCGAAAUGUCCCCCGUUUCAAUGAGUCCUCCUUCUCGGGAAGACUCUCCGGUACGUAAAUUCAUCAGCGAGCAAAAUUUAAACACUAAAACCGUAGAAUUCGAUAAAGAUUUCCUUCGUAAAUUACGCCGUAGACAUAUCCCCGACUAUUAUCCUAUCUCAGCCUCUCCCGAAAUCAGGAAACUGAUCGGUUUGAACGAAAUUAUUAAAAGGAGUAAAUCCGAAAGCGUUUUGAAAACGAUUAAGGAAAAUGCUGGCGACUAUUACGAUCUGAUGAAUGAUUCGGACGAAGAUUCCGCUGCAUCUUGUUCACUUUCGAGUAUUGCUGAUGCUGAACCUGUAUUCAAAGAGCCUAUUUUUGCAAUGCAGUCAGACGUUUGCUCGUAUAAUAAUAGCGACGAUAAUACCGCCGUAUCUAAUACACACGACGAUCUAGGUGUUGAAAUAACAACAGCUGAUAUUAUUUGUAACAUUUCGCCUGAAGCUUUAACCCCCAGUUGCUUGUUGAUGCAUGCUAAUAACCUCGACAGGAAUGUAUCGGAAUGUGAAAAAGAAUGCGACGAUAUUACGCUCGUCAACCCGAUUAAACGUGAAUCGUCGACCGUACCGCCGGCUGAUUCGCUGACUAAAAAACGACCAUCUCUGCCCGAUACCAGCGUGUUUACCAAAACCACCGAUGCCAAAGAUAAUGUACCUGCUGAUAGUGAUGUUUUACCUGUCUCGAAAUCCCCAACCAAUCCUGGGGCCAACGUUAUACAUAAAGAAAAUCUCGACCUGAUGGAAUAUCCUUUUUUGACCUUAUCUGUGUACCCGGAAGACUUCGUAUUACAUUUAGGAGGUACUGUGUCUGCUAGAUCGGUAAAGUUAUUGACCAGAAUUAGUAAUGUAGAAGAGCCGGAAACCAGAGAUAAUUGGUGGACCGAAUUACGUAUUGAAAUUAAAUCACAUAUGAGAGCUUUAGCUUGCAACGUUGUAUUGAAUUAUACAGAAAAUACGUCUAUUUGCGAUGAAGUUUGCGUAUUGAGUGCCAGUGGAACUGCUGCGUUAGUAAAGAUUUACGAUGGAUCUACUUUUUCCUUGAUGGAGAACUUUAGUAAUAGAAAUCCAGCAAAUAAAUCUGUAGAUAUUGUACAAAGCGAGAAUAAAGAAAGAUUACCAUCUGUUUCGGAAAAAGCUGCAUGCGAAGAAAUAAAUUGCUCGAUAUACCAUAUUCCGUACAGAAAAUCAAGUCUACCUUUACCAGUAAAAAUAAAAACAUGCGGAAUUUGCAAAAAAGGCUUUGUUGCGGAUGUGAUGUUCGUUACCAUUGAGCCAUUUGACAGAAUGCCAGUCAUCGGACAAGGAGCUUUUAUACACGCUUUUGUGUAUCGUUUAAAAAGAGACUGCAAAAGCGAACUUAAUGCCAGAGAAAUUUCCGACGGGUUACCUUUUCUGGAGUACGAAUUGAAUAGGCAAUUAGUCAAUAAAUUAAGGAUCAAAGGAAUGAAUGCGUUGUUUGGCUUAAACGUUCAAGUGGCAAUCGGUGAAAAAAUGAUAUCAGCUUACGCUACCGCUACGGCGAUAUUAUUAGCAGUGUUGCCAGCACCGCCUGAAUUGACUGUAUCGAUGGGACGUCCCCUGAUUCAAAAUUCCGCAUCUAAGAAAAAAUUAACCGAUGCUCGUAAACUACUGGAAGAUACGAUUAAAAAGAAUAGAAUACAUUAUCAACUAGGCGAUUUUCAUCUUAACAUCUCCGAAGGAAAUGCUAAAUCUCAAAGCGUCAGUACCGAUGCAUCUCAGGAACCUCACCAGUACCCUGAUUUAGAAUAUUUUGCUGGCGCUAAACAAACAUGUGCUAUUGAAGUAGAUGACGAAGAAGAUUUAGAAAUUAUAGCCCAAUUAAUAGAUCCUAAUCCUCCGCAAGGAUUUCUAGUCUCGUCUACGGAGAAAUUAAUUUUCGGUUCCUUACCUUAUGUUCCUAAAAAAAAUAUACAACUUUUUACUCAAGUUUAUCGGUAUCGUAUUCCUAGCAACACUCCGCCCAGUAGUUUCAAUAAGGUUUUUUAUCGUAUCGUUCAAAGUUUAUAUAUGAAAAUCCAUAAUCGUAUUCCUUGUAGUUUGAAUAAAGUUUCUUUCAAAAUGGAUAUUCCGGAACCUGACGAGUUACAGAUUAGAAUCGUCGGUAUGGCAUUGGCUUUAAAAGAAUCAGAAAAGGCGCUCGAAAGUGUUUCUACUAGCUGUUCGUCUUUUUCAGAAUUAAGCGACGAUUUAAUCCUCAGCACGAGUACCGAAAAGGAUCUCGAACCAUUGGAUGCUUUGACUACUUAUACGCCUCGAAAACAGAUGACUAAGAAACGAAAUGAAUUAUUCGAUAACGAAAUACACAUCACCUCAUUGUCGUACAUUCCCGGUGCUAGUAUAAAUUUUUAUUUGGGUAAUUUGAAUUUCGUCUUCAUUCGCGAAAGUACCAUGGUGAAAGAGCAAACCGGUGGUGUGAAUAAUUUUGUAAAUAGUCUCUUGUCCGAUGUCACUUCGAUAGUUAAAUCACACGCUGCAGGUAUCGGUGGCAACGCUGUAGUCAACUUUUUUGUCAACGAAUGCAUGUUGAGUACUCAUUCGCAUAAGAAUCAGGGACAGUGUUUGAUUAACGUCGGCGGCGAUGUAGUACGAUACUCUCCCAGAACUUAUCGUUUGGAUGUGUGUUAAUUUCGACAAACUGGCAUGAUGCAAAUGCUCAAGUAGUAUUAGUUUUACUACGACCACAAACGCUACAUAGUUGUUUUUUUUAAAAAAUCGUUUUAUGUUUUUAAUUUUAAUAAAUAUAUUAAUUUUCGAGUUACAA